UCAUUUAGACGUCUGGCUGGAAUCAGACCGUCCUCUCAGGGUGAGCCUUUCUGUUCAUUCAUUUCUGCCCUUCUCACUGCCAACGCCUGCCAGGGAAUUAGCACAGAUACCAUGCCGGAUUUUGCAGGAAUCUGGAAAAUGAAAAGCAGCGAGAAUUUUGAUGAACUUCUGAAAGCCCUUGGUGUGAAUGCUAUGCUCAGGAAAGUAGCAGUGGCUGCAGCUUCUAAACCUCACGUUGAGAUCCGUCAGAAUGGAGACCAGUUUUAUAUUAAAACAUCUACCACAGUUAGAACUACAGAGAUCCAGUUCACAGUUGGAGAAGAGUUUGAUGAGGAGACUGUGGAUGGCAGAAAAUGCAAGAGUUUUCCUAUCUGGGAGAAGGAAAAAAAGAUCUACUGUAAACAGACUCUAGUGGAUGGGACAGGGCCCAAGACGUUUUGGACUCGGGAACUUGCAGGGGAUGAACUGAUUCUGGUAAGAAAAUUUACAUUGAUUUGUGAGGCCUGUUUCACACUGAUGUGGUGUGGGAUUCACAGCAAAUUCACUGUAUCAAAAUCGCACUUUGUUCAUGCAGACCGCUGCGGGUGUCAAUGUCAAUGA
Messenger RNA from Staurois parvus, 600 nucleotides. The record is from the annotation of a GenBank genome assembly. Lineage: Eukaryota; Metazoa; Chordata; Amphibia; Anura; Ranidae.